CAUUUCGCAAGCAAACAGCAUUUACACACUCUGCUUUACCAAUAUCACAAAAUAUGCUGCCCCGUUACACUUUCAAUCGGUUGCUUUCAAAGACUGUCCUUCGAAGAUUGCCACUUGCACGCACGCACAGAGUUGCAUUGCCUACGAAAGGGAUUAGUAUGGCUCCGAUAAGACGAGACUACAGUGUUGGCAAUACCCGCUCCGAUAUCGUUGACAUCUCUGAGGUGAAACAGUUGGUAAACGGAGAGCGCAAGGAGGAGUAUGUCUUGAUCGAUGUUCGCGAACCCUCCGAGGUUUCUCUUGGCCGCAUCCCAACAGCCCAGCAUAUACCUCUCGGGAAUGUCCAAACAGCGCUGCAGCUACCAGACGAAGAAUUUGAAGCAGCUUAUGGGUUCCAAAAACCGUCCAUCGAUGAUAAUGUCAUUUUCUACUGUCGGUCAGGAAAGAGAAGUGAAGCCGCAUUGGGGGCGGCCCAUGGACUGGGAUUCAAAAAUGCCAGGAACUACAAGGGGAGUUGGUUGGAGUGGAGUGCCAGCAACCAGCAGUAACCUGUCCUCUGGUGAUUACAAUGAUAUCGUGAAAUAGACGGACUUACCUCUACGACGAAUGCGAAUAUGAAGUGAACACCGCUGAUUCUGGUCUCACUCCAAUAUAUUUCAGACCAUGAUCAAAAGAACAGAACGAUGAAUCAUUCUGAGAGACUAACCGCAUGUCGCGGAUCCUCAAACUCCCUGUCCUCUAUAUGGGUUACAAGCACGAGAUAAGGGGCACAUUUGGUGGAUCCAAGGGAGAUGCUCUCCCAUCUCACCCUUCCACCGGAUUUUAGGUCAUAUGACGGGGAGUAUAUAUGUAACCAAACUCUCAUGAACCGGCGAUUGCAAUUUCGUCGCUGCCAGAUGGAUACGCCAACCUUCAGCGGCAGCCCCCAGAUAUGACCUUACUGGUGGUGGGACCCGCUCUCAUGGAAGGAUUCAAUCAAUGGAGAAGAGUAAUCGCCCCCUCCCUUCUGCGGAUGGCGCCUCCGCUGCGGUGUGGGGUAUUCAAAUAGUUGUUGAAAAGCGUAGCACCACCGAUUGGCGAGAAUCAUUUAUUCCUCCAAAUAGUCUCCCCGUCCUCAGCCGGCCUUUUACCCCAAUGUUUACUGCCUCUUUUAGUUCCUUCUCUUGUCCCUCUUUGUAACAUACCCAUGCAAGCAAGUCAUCUAUUCUUGCAGUAACUGGGCCGACACUGGCCUCCUUAGAGUUGCAUCUCUUGAAGGGAGUGAACCAGCAAAUAACCUUCAGAAGGUAUUCAUUUGACAAGCAACUUUCGUAGUAUCGAUACGAGAUUAUGCGAUACCAAGGGUGCCUCUCCCUUGUCUCCCACGAAGAAUUCGAAAUCUUCUUCUACUUAGAUCCGCGCGGCUCGAAAUUGGCCUGGUAUAAUUUUCGGCAGGAGCAGCUGCACCGUUCAUCGACAAACUCUCUUCUGUUCACAUCGACACUUCAUGAUGAAGCAUGCUGGACUUACUCCUACAGUGAACAAGUGGCGUACUCUGAAGGAUGUCGCCUUAAAUUAUGAGAAUAUGUACAAUAUAUACAACGGACUUCAUCAUCAUAAAACGUAGUCAUACA
Messenger RNA from Spizellomyces punctatus DAOM BR117, 1613 nucleotides. RefSeq lists its product as uncharacterized. Bases 54 to 548 code for a protein of 164 amino acids. The record is from RefSeq and is a predicted model, not a curated record. NCBI's taxonomy places the organism in Eukaryota, Fungi, Chytridiomycota, Chytridiomycetes, Spizellomycetales, Spizellomycetaceae. Gene Ontology annotation, cellular component: mitochondrion. The transcript has 4 exons. Gene Ontology annotation, molecular function: thiosulfate-cyanide sulfurtransferase activity.